AUGGCACUAACAGUCUGCAAGCUUUGGCGCCAAAUCGGAUGCUGGAAGCUGGCAGGAUUCUUUGCCGUGGCAGCAAUGUUUGCUUUCGUUCAUAGCCUCACAAUACCUGUUGAGCCGGGGAGAAGAACAGCUGCUUCGGAGGUUGUCAAGGUGGUCAAAGAUGUCACUACCAGAGCCGUACGGCCCAGAGCCUCCCAAGUCAAAGGUUCUACUGACCCUGUGCAUGUUUGUCUCAGCAGCGAUGACGGAGACCUUCGCUCGUCUGCUGUUGUAAUCCGCUCCGCUUACGUCAAUGCUGCCAACCCCGACAGGUUGCGAUUUCACUUCAUCACCACUCCUGAAUUGGCACCCACAGUGCGUGAUCUUUUCCGUGUGCAUCUUGCCGACAUCCCUGUAGAAGUACAUGCCGACGAGAAUGUGCAAGACCGCAUUGGGAACCAACUGCCUGGCCGUGGCAAAACCGCAAAAGUUCGAAAGGGCCUUACUAGCGUCUUCAACUUUGUGCCUUUCUAUCUCGACCAGUACGUCAGCAUCGAUGGCCGCCCACCUGCUCGGUUGAUCUAUUUGGAUACCGACACGGUGAUUAUGGGUGACCUUGGCGAGUUGCAGGAUAUUGACCUUCAAGGUCACCCUUGCGCCGCAGUGAAGUACUGUCUGCAAUCGCUUGAAAAGUACGUUGAUUUCAGUGUUCUCAGAGAGCUUGGAUACAUUCAAAAUCACGACCCGAAGGCCUGCAUUGCCAACAGAGGGUUGCUCGUCAUCGACGUCCGAAGAUGGCAUGAGCUCCAGAUCACAGAGCAAAUCGAGAUGUGGAUGCAGAGAUAUGCAGAAUCAAAGAGAGUUCUGUGGAAGAGCGGGGUGUCGCAGCCACCAUGGCUCCUUGCAAUGGGAGAUGAUUUUCUGGACCUAGGUGAUGAGUGGAACUGCAACUCUUUGGGCCGUGAGAAAAUGCCUUAUGCGGAGGCCUUAUUUUUACGGGAUAAUGGCUUCGACCAUGCGGCAGUGCGCAAACUCGGUGCUGUGUUCACUGAAGACGGGGGCGUGGACCCCUUCGUAGUGAUGUGCUCGGAUAAGGGUAAGAUGUUGCAUUUCAACGGUGCAGUCAAACCCUGGACGUGGGAGACUUGGUUUGCUGAUCAUAAGCUACCUCUUUGCGCACUGCCAGAGAAUAUGCCUCAGAACUUCAAUCUCAACUCGGCGGUUCAAGUCAAGCUAUUUUGCAAGCCGGUCUCUUUCGUGAACUGCGUUGAUAUUUGGAAUGCAUUUAUUUCCGAAGAAACAGCUUGUGCUUUGCGGGACUUCAAGCAGGAAUGGCCUGAAGAGCAAGAGUGGCUUUUUAGAUUGGGUGAGAAGGCAACUCAGGAGGAAUUUGAAAGAAGAGACCGUGAAAAGGCUCGAAUUCAAAAGCAGGAGUUGGAGAGGGAAGAGAUGAAAGCCAGAGCAGAGUCGCAGGCCAAGAUUCUGAAAGUGGACGAGUUAGCCGCAGCAGCAGAUGCUCGAGAGCGUGAGGCAGAUAAGCAGCGCCAGGAGCUUGAGGAGGCAGAGCGCUGA
Molecule: messenger RNA, 1551 nt
Organism: Durusdinium trenchii
Lineage: Eukaryota; Dinophyceae; Suessiales; Symbiodiniaceae
Source: the annotation of a GenBank genome assembly